Sipha flava (yellow sugarcane aphid) is the source of this 1861-nucleotide messenger RNA. Its product is annotated as nucleolin-like. The coding region runs from base 224 to 1711 and encodes 495 amino acids. The record is from RefSeq and is a predicted model, not a curated record. NCBI's taxonomy places the organism in Eukaryota, Metazoa, Arthropoda, Insecta, Hemiptera, Aphididae. The transcript has 4 exons.
AGCCGCUGACACACAUACCUGACCCGGUUGUUAGCCCGGAACAAGAACGGCGGCCGUGGUAUUCCGCCGCGCUCGUCGCACAGUUCAGUUCCUACCUCAAAGAGACGAGUUCGAGGCGGUUUUUCGUGUUCAGUGCCUGUGCACAUCCUGCUGACGACGUGUUUAUUCGCCGGAAUACAGUGCAAAAGUUUUCUUUCGUAAUUGGUCAGCGAUUUAAAGAAAAAUGCGGCUUUCAGUCGUAUUUGAGUUGCUGUUGAUCUUUUUGAUCAUAGCUUUUGCUGCUUAUGGUAGAGUUAUCCCGGAAAACAAAGACGUAUGGAACAAAGGCUUGAAUAACGUCAAAGAACAUUUGAAAGCGAUGGGUCGAGCUAGACAAGCUACUCCUCAAGCAGCUCCUCCCAACCGGUACUGCGCUUGUUCGAACCUAAUGUGUAAUUGCUGCAGAGAUUUUUCACUACCAGUAGUUCCCAUCAAAGGACCAGGUUGCGCAUCGCUGAAGUAUUUGAAAGGUGACCAAAUGGCUGUGACGAUGAGCUUCGGGGACAAGGUGUUGCGCAACACGACCAUAUCCGGGAAAAAACCGAAGCCCGUGUGCAUGUCACUGCCCGGUGGUAUAUCCAAGUUCUGCGGUCGGGUAUACGGCAUCUCAAGAGACGGUGAUCAGUUCAAGGCAUGCCUGGGACUCGAGCUGCGAGCUCUGGACGACGUGGAGGCCGCGCUCAGGGUGUCGUGCUUCCGGUUUGGGCCGCAGGGCAUGAAAGUGGAACCGGCCCAACCGUUGCCGGCGUCCCAGACGUUGCAGGGCGAGGACGAGGACGACGAGGAGGACGAUGACGAUGACGACGAUGACGAUUACGGUUUGGGAGGUGGUGAUGACGAGGAGGAAGACGAUGACGACUCGGAGAACGACGUGGAGUCCACCGGGGAUGCGGACUACACGGGUCUGAGCGCGCUGAGCACCGACUUCCUGGACAGCCUGUUUGGUGGUGGUGGUGGCGGCGGCGAGGACGACGAGAACGAGGCCAGCACAACGGCAGCGGCGAAACCAACAACAGCGAAACCGGUGGCGGUCAAGUCGAAAGUGACGGCCGCGCCGCUAUCGUCCUCCAGCCAACAGGUGACGGAGAAGCAGGCGGCGUCUAGCGUCGAGUCCGUGACGUCUACAUCGUUCACAGUGAGCGUGGUACAAGACCCGGCGAUGUCCUCCGAGGUGUCCGCGGAUGCUAGGCCAACCACCACUGCGCCAUUGGACGACAAUCCGACGGACCGCGUGGAAACGGUACCCACGUCGGUGGCCAGCAAGGAUAAGGACUACGAAGACGACGACGACGAGGACGACGACGACGACGAAGAAGAAGAAAGUGACCUUGUGUCGGACAUCAUCGAAACGGCGGCUAGCGCGGUCGGUAUGUCGGCGGACGGGGCAGUGGACGCAAACUCGACGACAGCCAAGACGAUCGACAGGAUCGCGACCACAGAACACGCGGCCGCAGCUACGACAUCGACGACGAUAAUGACGGUCAGCAGCGCGCCAGCCGCCAAAGAUUACGACGACGAUGACGACGACGACGAGGACGAUGACGACGGGUACAGGAGCUUCAAGCACAUGCCUGUGGCUAUCGUACCCAAUGACAGACGCGGCAGGACGCACCGCAGGAUGAGGCUGUCCUCCGCAGACGAAUCAACCAUACAUUUCAUGCAAAAAGUGUAAUAGAACUGUUGCUCACGGUAAUGAUGAGAAUACGCAUUUUACCCCUCCCUCCCCCUUUCCUCCCAAUGUUAAGAUGUACAUAUUAUUAUACCCAACACUAUAUAUUUAUUAUUAAUUUAUUAAUUUAUUUGAUGACAAAUACAUUUCGUG